This is a messenger RNA of Lipotes vexillifer (Yangtze River dolphin), 1818 nucleotides long. It is a transcript of the gene GRHL2, whose product is annotated as grainyhead like transcription factor 2. The coding region runs from base 1 to 1818 and encodes 605 amino acids. Gene Ontology annotation, cellular component: nucleus. Gene Ontology annotation, molecular function: RNA polymerase II cis-regulatory region sequence-specific DNA binding; DNA-binding transcription activator activity, RNA polymerase II-specific. Gene Ontology annotation, biological process: regulation of transcription by RNA polymerase II; neural tube development; brain development. NCBI's taxonomy places the organism in Eukaryota, Metazoa, Chordata, Mammalia, Artiodactyla, Lipotidae. The transcript has 16 exons. The record is from RefSeq and is a predicted model, not a curated record.
AUGAAAAAACAAAGUCCAAAUAAUAAACGACUGGUGGCCUUAGUGCCCAUGCCCAGUGACCCUCCAUUUAAUACCCGAAGAGCCUACACCAGUGAGGAUGAAGCCUGGAAGUCGUAUUUGGAGAACCCCCUGACGGCGGCCACCAAGGCGAUGAUGAGUAUCAACGGUGAUGAGGACAGUGCUGCCGCCCUUGGCCUGCUGUAUGACUACUACAAGCACGGGAGAAACUGUCUUGGCACCAGUGGAGCCCAGAGUAGUUUGAGUGGAGGAGAAAACCGAGUGCAGGUCCUAAAGACUGUUCCAGUGAACCUUUCCCUAAAUCAAGACCACCUGGAGAAUUCAAAACGGGAACAGUAUAGCACGAACGUCUCUGAGAGCCCAGCCGUCAUCCCCAUGGCGGGAAUCACAGUGGUGAAGGCCGAAGAUUUCACGCCGGUUUUCACGGCCCCACCUGUGCACUAUCCCCGGGGAGAUGGUGAAGAGCAACGCGUGGUUAUCUUUGAACAGACUCAGUAUGGUGUGCCGUCCGUGGCCAGCCAUAGCACCUACCUCAAGGAUGAUCAGCGCAGCACCCCGGACAGUACUUACAGCGAGAGCUUCAAAGACGGAAACACAGAGAAAUUUCGGAGUGCUUCAGUUGGGGCUGAGGAGUACAUGUAUGACCAGACAUCAAGUGGCACAUUUCAAUACACCCUGGAAGCCACCAAAUCUCUCCGUCAGAAGCAGGGGGAGGGCCCCAUGACCUACCUCAACAAGGGACAGUUCUAUGCCAUCACGCUCAGCGAGACGGGGGACAACAAGUGCUUCCGACACCCUAUCAGCAAAGUCAGGAGCGUGGUAAUGGUGGUCUUCAGUGAAGACAAAAACCGGGACGAGCAGCUGAAAUACUGGAAGUACUGGCACUCUCGACAGCACACGGCCAAGCAGAGGGUCCUCGACAUCGCUGAUUACAAGGAGAGCUUCAAUACGAUCGGCAACAUUGAAGAGAUCGCAUAUAACGCUGUUUCCUUCACCUGGGACGUGAACGAAGAAGCCAAGAUUUUCAUCACUGUGAAUUGCCUGAGUACAGAUUUCUCCUCCCAAAAAGGAGUGAAAGGACUUCCUUUGAUGAUUCAGAUUGAUACAUACAGUUAUAAUAAUCGUAGCAAUAAACCCAUUCAUAGAGCUUAUUGCCAGAUCAAGGUCUUCUGCGACAAAGGAGCAGAAAGAAAAAUCCGAGACGAAGAGAGGAAGCAGAACAGGAAGAAGGGGAAAGGCCAGGCCUCCCAAACCCAGUGCAACAACUCCUCUGAUGGAAAGUUGGCGGCGAUUCCGUUGCAGAAGAAGAGCGACAUCACCUACUUCAAGGCAAUGCCUGACCUGCACUCCCAGCCCGUCCUCUUCAUACCCGAUGUCCACUUUGCAAACCUGCAGAGGGCAGGACAGGUGUAUUACAACACGGAUGAUGAACGAGAAGGCAGCAGUGUCCUUGUGAAACGGAUGUUCAGGCCCAUGGAAGAGGAGUUUGGUCCAGCACCUUCUAAGCAGAUGAAGGAAGAAGGGAUGAAGCGAGUGCUUUUGUACGUGAGGAAGGAGACAGACGAUGUGUUUGACGCCUUGAUGUUGAAAUCCCCCACCGUGAGGGGCCUGAUGGAAGCGAUAUCUGAGAAAUACGGGCUGCCCGUGGAAAAGAUAACAAAGCUUUACAAGAAAAGCAAAAAAGGCAUCCUGGUGAACAUGGACGACAACAUCAUCGAGCACUACUCGAAUGAGGACACCUUCAUCCUCAACAUGGAGAGCACGGUGGAGGGCUUCAAGAUCACGCUCAUGGAGAUCUGA